AUGGUACAUUUGAAUAGAACAACAUCAACAAGCAACGUUCCACAAGGAGCGUCGCAAUCCCGAACUGGCAAAGCAAAUGCCGUAUCUAGGAAAGGAAUUGAAACGCAUGGAAAAAAAACAUGCAGGUCCUUCUUCUCCAAAACAGCUGCUAUGCUUUUUGUUGUUUCUGCUUACAUCUUCCUAAAGCACCAGGAUGACAUUGGAACAAACAGCACGGCUGCUUCCACAUUACAAGCAAUGAACAAUGUUGCUAGAAAUUUAGCCGGGACAAUAGAAGAAGCAGCUCCAUCAGAAGAGGAACUUGAAUUAGAACAGACGGAAUUGCCACAAGGUGAAGAUGCAGAAGAACCAUUAUAUUCUGACCAACAGUUGGAGGAAAGAGAAAAAGAAGAUGAUUAUGGACAGGAAGAAGAAGCUAUUCCAGAAGAAAGGACACCAGAGGAGCAAGAGGAGCAAGAGGUACAAGAAGAAGUGCAUUAUGAUGGAGAAGGAAACAUAAAACACGAUUCAAAGGAAGAAGACAUCCAUGAAUCUAUAGAAUCGUUCGAUAUUCCUCAGGAACCAAUCGUUCAGGCACAGAAAGAAGCUGCGCAGUACAAAACACAGUUUUUUAGGGGACAAACAUAUGUUCCUUCGGGAAAAACAAGAACCCCUGAGGGAGAAACAACUGAGGAAUCAGAUGACAAAGUAGUGUACACAAGACCUUACAUGCUAAGUAGUGACAUAUCUCCUGUUAUCCUCCAGACCCUAAAAACUUUUAGAGCGAUAUAUGAGCUCGAGACACCGCAGAUGGAGUACAGUAAUUGGCAAAAACUUGUGUACAAACACGCAGGAUACAGAAAAGAAGAAUAUGAAAACUUAUUAAAACAACAUAACACAAGACCAUCAAAAUAUAAUGAACAAGAUCAUACACAUAAAAGGGAUGAAUUAUUAUCUGGGGAUUCUAGACCAUCAGACAGACAUGAAGACUAUAGCUCGAUUGCAUUCAACUACGAAAUGUCCUGUUUCGAUGAAAGAUUGACGGAUUCUGAUAUAGAUGAAAAAUUAGGACAAAUUGAAGAAGAACCUCAUAAAUCGGAAUUACUCUCCCUAUACUGGCAAUCAUACAGAAAUGAAAGACAUAAAUAUGGUGACCUUAAAAAAUCUCUGCUAAACACAUUCUUACAAUUGCAAAAAAAACAAAAUGUUGCAACUAUACAAAUAUAUAACGACAAAUGGAGUGAAUGUGAAGACAUAUUUUAUAAUAACUUGACAAAACAGAAUGAACAUGUUAAUAGUGUAUUUCGUACCAUGCUUGCAAAGGAAAAAUUGAGCACAUAUGAAUUCGAGGAGAUUUUAUAUGACAUUAGAGAAUCAUGGAAAGAAAUGGCCCUUAAGACAACGAACGAAUGUAUAGCCUUUCUUAAAGAACCAAUUUACUUAGAAGCCGUAUACGUCAAGGAGGACCCGUAUUAUAUGAGAAAAGGAAUUUCAGGUUUUAUUCCUGUGGGUCCCGCUCAAUAA
Plasmodium fragile is the source of this 1503-nucleotide messenger RNA. RefSeq lists its product as uncharacterized. Bases 1 to 1503 code for a protein of 500 amino acids. The transcript has 2 exons. NCBI's taxonomy places the organism in Eukaryota, Apicomplexa, Aconoidasida, Haemosporida, Plasmodiidae. The record is from RefSeq and is a predicted model, not a curated record.